UAGUAUACUAAAAGAACUCCAGAGAGGAAAGAAAUAUCCAAAACCAAAAAAUUCGGCCCUUUAAGCAAGUUGUUGAUAUUCCAACAUCCCAAAGCCCUAUGCCCUGGUCAACAUUUGAUUUGAUCUUCAUUUCUCUCUGCUCACUAUUGCCGUCACCAUCAUCAUCUGCAAGCAACUGUCUUCCAUUCACAUAACAUUUCUGGGAAAGAAAGAUAUUACCAAUAUAUAGGCCAAGUUGGAAGGAAGUCUCCGCGAAGCUUCUUCUGAAAUUGGACCGUCUUCUUCUUGUCCGUGGUCGUGGAUUGCAGCAUAUUCUCUGUCUGCAAUACAAGUUUUUACUAGUACUAUUAGGGUUCUGGAUUUUGCAUGCUUUCUUUCUAUCAAUCACAACUUUUACAUCGAGGACUUCUUAGUACCUAUGAGAGUUCUGAGGUUGAUUAUGCAUUGAUUCCAUUUUCACACGUGAGCUGGAGCUAUGAAUCACCAGCAGGAGAAGUUUGUUAGGUUCCAGGGUUGGGAAUCAAUUGCAGGCUCAGAAGGCCAAUAUGCCAGUAAAGAUGUUCUUCAUGUUGGAAACUUUAGAACAAAAAUAAACUCAGUCUCUGACAAAUCUUGUGGAGGCUUUGAGAGUGGCUCUGAAAGGAUCAAAAGUUUUAAAGACUCAUUGCGAUCCUGUUCAUUAACUAGCCUUGUGCCUAAAGGCUUCCGAUCUAGCAACAGAACUCUUGAUCCACAAGGCCUGUUCCUUCAGAAGUGGAACAAGAUAUUUGUACUCUCGUGUGUGAUUGCUGUCUCUUUGGAUCCCUUGUUCUUUUACAUUCCAGUGAUUAAUGGCCAUAAAAAAUGCCUUAGUUUCGAUAAAAAGUUGGAGGUCACAGCAAGUGUUUUGCGUUCUUUCACGGACAUAUUUUACCUCAUUCAUAUUAUCUUUCAAUUUCGAACUGGUUUUAUUGCCCCUUCUUCCCGUGUUUUCGGGAGAGGUGUCUUAGUUGAAGAUUCAUGGGCAAUAGCAAAGAGAUAUCUAUCAUCCUACUUUUUGAUUGACAUUCUUGCCGUUCUUCCACUGCCUCAGGCUGCAAUGUUGAUUGUUAUUCCUCGGAUGAGGGGUGCAAGAUCUUUGAACACAAAGAAUAUGUUAAAGUUUGUUGUGUUCUUUCAAUACAUACCAAGGGUUCUUCGUAUUUAUCCACUCUAUAAAGAAGUCACAAGAACUUCUGGUAUACUCACGGAAACAGCAUGGGCUGGAGCUGCAUUUAAUCUUUUCUUAUACAUGCUUGCCAGUCAUGUUCUUGGAGCCUUUUGGUACUUGUUUUCAAUAGAACGUGAAACCACUUGUUGGCAGAGUGCUUGUGGAAAUCAGACUGAUUGCAUUCAUGCAUCACUCGACUGUCUUGAUGAUCACUUACGAUUUAAACAGUUUCUAAAUGAUUCCUGCCCCAUACAAACACCAGAUACCACACGUUUUGAUUUUGGUAUAUUUCUCAAUGCCCUUCAGUCUGGUAUAGUGGAAUCAAUGGAUUUUCCUCGAAAGUUCUUCUAUUGUUUCUGGUGGGGCCUCCAAAACCUGAGUUCUCUUGGUCAGAAUCUCAAAACAAGUACCUUUGUCUGGGAAAUUUGCUUUGCAGUCUUCAUUUCCAUCUCUGGUUUGGUGUUAUUUUCAUUUCUCAUUGGAAAUAUGCAGGCAUAUUUGCAGUCUACAACAUUAAGAUUAGAGGAGAUGAGGGUAAAACGACGAGAUGCGGAACAGUGGAUGUCUCAUCGUUUGCUCCCUGACAGUUUAAAGGAGCGGAUCAGGCGAUAUGAACAAUAUAAAUGGCAGGAAAAUAGGGGUGUUGAUGAGGAAAAUUUGAUUCAAAACCUCCCCAAAGACCUCAGAAGAGAUAUCAAACGCCACCUUUGUUUGGCUCUGCUAAUGAGGGUUCCAAUGUUCGAAAAAUUGGAUGAACAACUCUUGGAUGCAUUGUGUGAUCGUCUUAAGCCAGUAUUAUACACCGAACACAGCUUCAUUGUGAGGGAGGGUGACCCAGUUGAUGAGAUGUUGUUCAUAAUGCGGGGCAAACUGCUAACUGUGACCACCAAUGGAGGAAGGACUGGCUUUUUCAACUCUGAUUAUCUAAAAGCUGGUGACUUUUGUGGAGAGGAGCUGCUUACUUGGGCACUGGACCCCCAUUCAUCAUCUAAUCUCCCAAUAUCAACUAGAACUGUUCAAGCUCUCUCAGAGGUCGAAGCAUUUGCUCUAAUAGCAGAUGAUUUGAAAUUUGUGGCCUCACAGUUUCGUCGACUACACAGUAAGCAACUUCGCCACACUUUUAGGUUUUACUCUCAGCAAUGGAGGACAUGGGCAGCCUGUUUUAUACAGGCAGCAUGGCGCCGCUGUUGUAGAAAGAAGCUAGAAGAAUCUCUUCGUGAAGAAGAAAAUUGGUUGCAAAAUGCAUUGGCAAAGAAUGAAGGGAGUUCACCCAGUUUGGGUGCCACUAUCUAUGCCUCAAGGUUUGCUGCUAAUGCGCUUCGUGCUUUACGACGCAAUGGUGCUAGGAAUUCAAGGUUGACAGAGAGAGUGCCACCAAUAAUGCUUCAAAAACCAGCAGAGCCUGAUUUUACUGCUGAUAAUUAGGUAGAAGGAAUAUCAUAAAGAUUCAGAAUAAUAUCAUGCAUGAAGAUGAGACAGCUGUUUGAGAAAUUUCUCAGCGGGAUCACAGAAUAAAGUUCUCCUUUUACCUCUGCAGAGGGACACCUCUAAGAUUCUGUGCAGUGUUGAAAUGGCUUGGAGUAUAUUUCUCCAUUUGUUCAACAUGAUACAAAUUGCAAUGCCAAAGCAGAAAAAUAUUCAGCCAUUAGUGCAUUUGAAGCGACUAACAGAAUAAAAUUCAAAAGAAAGAAUGACGAGAGUCAGAGAAGCAAUUCAAUGGGGGCAUGAAUGGAGCUUGUUUUAGUAUAGGAGGCUUCACUGGAUAGUGUUUCACAUGGGAAAGUUCUUGUAGGCACUCCUGACUUGAUGAGCGACUCCAGAACCGGGCAAAUAACUGGCACAAGAGCAUCACUGCAGAUGGACAGGAUACCUUCUUGGACAUCUGCCAGGUCAUCCCGGCUCCACUCCGAUGCAAGAUCUCCUCUUCCAAUCAUAAUGCCCAAGGAUUUGGCAUUUUCAUUGCCUCCAUAAGCAAAGAGGGCAAAUUCUCAAAUCUACCUCUUGUUUCAUUCUUCAGACACAGCACCAUCUUCCAAAUUUUAUGCCUUGCAAGCUCGUGGCACAACAUGAGAGCAUCACCAGCAUCUCGGACAAAUGAGGACCCCGUGAUGUCAGCAUCACAAGCAACGGAGUCCAGACCCAUGAGAUCCUUUGAAGUUAGACAUUCACAUUGCAAAUUACUCCUCGGGACAUUUACAGCUUUCUCUAAGCCAAGGUCUAGUUCGCUUUGUACCAGGAUGAAUGAUCGAAAUAACUGUCUCCUGAGUGCCGGUUCUUUUGACAUCUAUCUUGCCUGCUGUGCGACCAACAAGAUGCUGACGAAGCUGAGCUAGUGGCUUGCAAACACACAACAAGAGAGACCCAGGAUCGGGGCUUGUCCUCCGGAAUGACUCUUCACUCUUUUUUUUGUUUUUUUUGUCAUUGUCACUUUAGCUAUAUUAUCCUAAUUUAGGGAGAUCUAACUGAGCUUACGGGUGAUCGAUGAAAACUGAACCACCGUCGAAAAUGGAAAAGAGAGAUUGGUUAUCCUUGAAAACGGAAA
Coffea arabica (coffee) is the source of this 3731-nucleotide messenger RNA. RefSeq names its product cyclic nucleotide-gated ion channel 1. Gene Ontology annotation, biological process: transmembrane transport; monoatomic ion transport. NCBI's taxonomy places the organism in Eukaryota, Viridiplantae, Streptophyta, Magnoliopsida, Gentianales, Rubiaceae. The record is from RefSeq and is a predicted model, not a curated record. Gene Ontology annotation, cellular component: membrane. Gene Ontology annotation, molecular function: monoatomic ion channel activity.